This is a messenger RNA of Xiphophorus maculatus (southern platyfish), 996 nucleotides long. It is a transcript of the gene id3, whose product is annotated as DNA-binding protein inhibitor ID-3-A-like. The transcript is spliced from 3 exons. NCBI's taxonomy places the organism in Eukaryota, Metazoa, Chordata, Actinopteri, Cyprinodontiformes, Poeciliidae. Gene Ontology annotation, molecular function: transcription regulator activity; protein dimerization activity. Gene Ontology annotation, biological process: circadian regulation of gene expression; negative regulation of transcription by RNA polymerase II; cell differentiation. The coding region runs from base 117 to 467 and encodes 116 amino acids. The record is from RefSeq and is a predicted model, not a curated record. Gene Ontology annotation, cellular component: nucleus; cytoplasm.
GUACGCCGCUGUCACAUCGCUGUAGCUGAUCCGAACGCGAACCCGAAGGAAAGUACCCGAAACUCACAGCGAGGACAACCAGCCGCGGCGUCUCCCCAUCGCUUUAUUGUCCCAGCAUGAAGGCCAUCAGUCCCGUCCGCUCGGUGAGGAGCUGCUACAAGGCCGUGUGCUGCAUCUCGGAGCAGAGCCUGGCCAUCGGCCGGAAUAAACACCCGUGCGUGGAUGAGUCUGUGAGCGCGUUGUGCGACAUGAACGACUGCUACUCCAAGCUGAAGGAGCUGGUGUGCAUCCCGCAGAACAAGUCGGUGAGCCAGGUGGAGAUCCUCCAGCACGUCAUCGACUACAUCUUCGACCUACAGAUCGCGCUGGAGGCGGAGGACGCGUCUGCGCCGGAGAUGGUUUUAUCCAUAAAGGCUGCGGAUAUUACUCGCAAUUUCUCCAAAGAAGAAGAACGAUUGUGCCAUUAGGAUGUGGAUGGAACAAUACUGGUGCAGGGAAACACAUGUCUCCACUUCACUCCGGGCAAGAGGACAAGAGGGGCAAAAAAAAGAAAGAAAGAAAGAAAAAGGAAAGGGGGGAUAGGUAUUUGGAAAAGAGGUAGAAGACAGAAGAGGAGGCGGAGGGUUUAAAGACAGAGGAAAGAAGAAAACAUUGAACUGUUUCUGGGAUGAGUGGGGAUCAACAGCAGCAGUGCAUGAGCAAGAAAACAGAGACUCAUUCUUUGGCUCCUGGACAGAUAAAAUCAACACACCAAAGCAGAGGAAUUGGAAACUGAAAGCGAUGUGUAUGUCUUCCCUUCAUAAAUGCAGUUUCUUUUAGAAGAAGUGAAAUAUUUAUCCUUUUCUCUCUUUUUAAAAAAAAACAUUUUUAAUGCAUUCCAAACAUCACUUCCCAUCUGAAAUGAUCUGCACCAAGUCCUCACCCUCCAUCAACCCCCAAAACAGAUUGUUUGUCUGUUCAAGCAUGUGUACAUAUCUGAUGUGGGUUUGUAAGAUG